ACACUGCUCGCAAAACCCGGAAAAGCUUUCCCGAUCCACUCUGCUAGCCUCCGUGCGCCUCCAGACAUGCGCAGUAGCCUCCCCCGCGGUGGCGGCGGCGGUGGCGGCCGUGGAGGCUGAGAGUCCAGAGCCGGACGUUCCGGCCGCUUCGGGCUGGCGGCUGGAGAGCGCCGGGGUCAUGUCGGCCCAGGGGGACUGCGAGUUCCUGGUGCAGCGAGCCCGGGAGUUGGUGCCGCAGGACCUGUGGGCAGCCAAGGCGUGGCUGAUCACGGCCCGCAGCCUCUACCCGGCAGACUUUAACAUCCAGUAUGAGAUGUACACCAUCGAGCGGAAUGCAGAGCGGACCGCCACCGCCGGGAGGCUGCUGUACGACAUGUUUGUGAAUUUCCCAGACCAGCCGGUGGUGUGGAGAGAAAUCAGCAUUAUUACAUCAGCAUUAAGGAAUGAUUCACAGGACAAACAAACCCAAUUUUUAAGAAGUUUAUUUGAAACUCUUCCUGGUCGGGUCCAGUGUGAAAUGUUACUCAAGGUCACGGAACAAUGCUUCAACACGUUAGAACGAUCAGAAAUGUUGCUUCUACUUUUGAGGCGCUUCCCUGAAACGGUGGUGCAGCAUGGGGUUGGCCUUGGGGAGGCACUGUUAGAGGCUGAAACUAUUGAAGAACAAGAAUCUCCAGUGAACUGCUUUAGAAAAUUAUUUGUUUGUGAUGUCCUUCCUCUAAUAAUUAACAACCAUGAUGUUCGAUUACCUGCCAAUUUAUUAUAUAAGUACUUGAACAAAGCAGCUGAAUUUUAUAUCAAUUAUGUCACUAGGUCUACUCAAAUAGAAAAUCAGCAUCAAGGCGCCCAGGAUACAUCUGAUUUAAUGUCACCUAGCAAACGUAGCUCUCAGAAGUACAUAAUAGAAGGGCUGACGGAAAAAUCAUCCCAGAUCGUGGACCCCUGGGAGAGGUUGUUUAAGAUUUUGAAUGUUGUUGGAAUGAGAUGUGAAUGGCAGAUGGAUAAAGGAAGACGAAGCUAUGGAGAUAUUUUGCAUAGAAUGAAGGAUCUCUGCAGAUACAUGAACAACUUUGAGAGUGAAGCACAUGCAAAAUAUAAAAACCAAGUGGUGUAUUCCACCAUGCUGGUCUUCUUUAAGAAUGCAUUCCAGUAUGUCAACAGCAUACAGCCGUCUCUCUUCCAAGGUCCUAAUGCCCCUAGCCAAGUUCCACUGGUUCUUCUUGAAGAUGUAUCGAACGUGUAUGGUGAUGUAGAAGUUGAUCGUAAUAAACACAUCCAUAAAAAGAGGAAACUAGCUGAAGGAAGAGAAAAAACCAUGAGUUCAGACGAUGAAGACUGUUCAGCGAAAGGAAGAAAUCGUCACAUUGUAGUCAAUAAAGCCGAACUUGCUAACUCCAUUGAAGUGUUAGAAAGCUUUAAAUUGGCCAGGGAGAGCUGGGAGUUGCUCUAUUCCCUAGAAUUCCUUGACAAAGAAUUUACAAGGAUUUGCUUGGCCUGGAAGACGGAUACUUGGCUUUGGUUAAGAAUCUUCCUCACUGAUAUGAUCAUCUAUCAGGGUCAAUAUAAAAAGGCGAUAGCCAGCCUGCAUCACUUAGCAGCUCUCCAGGGAUCCAUUUCUCAGCCACAGAUCGCAGGGCAGGGGACCCUGGAGCAUCAGAGGGCGCUCAUCCAGCUGGCGACGUGCCACUUUGCGCUAGGGGAGUACAGAAUGACAUGUGAAAAAGUCCUUGAUUUGAUGUGCUUCAUGGUACUCCCCAUUCAAGAUGGAGGCAAAUCCCAGGAGGAACCCUCAAAAGUAAAGCCCAAAUUUAGAAAAGGUUCGGAUCUGAAGCUCCUGCCUUGUACCAGCAAGGCUAUCAUGCCAUACUGCCUGCAUUUAAUGUUAGCCUGUUUUAAGCUUAGAGCUUUCACAGACAACAGAGACGACAUGGCACUGGGGCAUGUGAUUGUGUUGCUUCAGCAAGAGUGGCCACGGGGCGAGAAUCUUUUCCUGAAAGCUGUCAAUAAAAUUUGCCAACAAGGAAAUUUCCAAUAUGAGAAUUUUUUCAAUUACGUUACAAAUAUUGAUAUGCUGGAGGAAUUUGCCUACUUGAGAACUCAGGAAGGUGGGAAAAUUCAUCUGGAAUUACUACCCAAUCAAGGAAUGCUGAUCAAUGUUUGGGGAUAAAGAUUACCUUUGGAUACGGAAGCCCAGGUAACCCCUUUUGUAUUGUGAUUUGUUUUCUAGACUUUGAAACUGGAUAUACAAAUACACCCUGAAUCAAGCUUUUUAGUUAAUUCCCAUCAGCAGUCACUAUACGAGUUAAUAUAGAGACAGCCAUAGUGGAACCGAAGUCUGUAUACAUAGGAUUAAACCUACAGAUGAUUAUCACUGUACCUAGGUAAUGCCUAACUGUUAGUGCAGAUGUGAGAGAUGGAUUGUCAAAAAAUCAACAGUUGAACUUCAGACUCCAUUGUACUGAACCUUUCUUCUUUUACCAGUUUUUACCGAGCUGAAGAGUGAUGUAAGUCCAUGUGGACAAACCCUAGGAUGAGGAAUGACAGCAAGGGAGUGUUGGGUACCAGCUAGUAUCACAGGGAAGAGUGUUUGGAGUUGUUUGUGUAAAGGAUACCCAUCAUGCAUUUCUAACUAGUGAGGGAUAACUCCAAGGUCUCCCACCUUGAUCAAUAUAACCCUUAAUUUCUUCUAACUUUCUAUAGAAGACAAGCCUCUUAGGAAACCUGCAGUUGCAUCAGUUUGAAAGCAGGAAUAGGGAUUAUUCCCUAGUAAUCUGACCUUGUACGGAUUCGCCCAGUCUUCACUGUGUGAAUCUCAAGGUUAAUUACUUAUGCCUGAAUUAACAUGGUAGAAAGCACACUGCUUAAGCCAGAGAGCUCUUCCUAACUGAGGAAUGGUUGGAAUCUUUAUUAAACAAUCUAAAUUCCUUUUCCCUUUGGGUUCCAAACAAGUUCUCUGAAGCCAUUACAGACCUUUUGGGUUGUCGCUCCAGAUGAGUGGCAGAGAUGUUGUGAGCAGUGUACACUUCUGCCCGGGGGUAAGGCUGUGAGUCUGCCCUAGCUAUGGCAUCUGGGAUGCAAGCAGGUACAGUACCAACACUGAGGGCACCUGGUGCUUCACUCAAAGGAGGAAGAAGCUCUUAAUCUGUUACACAGACCUUUUGCUCUUAAGUAUUUUGAAAUAGAGAAAUGUUUCUGUGCUGAUAAAUGCAGUAUCUUAGUUGUAUUAGAGUGGAUUAAAAUGGAAAACAAUGUCCUACUUAUACUCUGAAUAGGGUGGAUAAUAAUGUUCUAUGAGGUGAUCACCAGCUAAUACACUAAAUCUUUGUUGUUACAGAAUUCUGCACAGCCAUGGGUCCCGGACUCUUAUUUUCCCCCAUCUGUUCUCAAUACGUUUUUGAAAUUGAAACUCACCCCCUUUUUUUUUUUUUAUCAAAAACAUUGCCAGACUAUUUAGUCCUCUUGGAAGGGCCUCUCCGGUGGGGCUUCAGUCCUGUUAAAGAUGGUUACGAGACAUCACCAGGUUGAAUGCUGGGACUGGUGUACCGUGAGAAGAGUGGAAAGUAAAGAGGCUGGCUUUGAAAAUGUGUCUUCUCAAAGGCUGCCCCUACUCCCUAUUGCCAUUCAGCUGCAUUCCAUCGUCCUCUUCCUCACUGGUCGCUUUUUAUACCACAUCAAAAGGGGGCUGAGCUCUGGGACCAGGAACUGAGACGCCUCUGGACACGCACCAGCAGCAGCGGGUGCAGUGAGGGCCGGCUAGCUUCUCC
This is a messenger RNA of Symphalangus syndactylus (siamang), 3764 nucleotides long. It is a transcript of the gene INTS10, whose product is annotated as integrator complex subunit 10. Lineage: Eukaryota; Metazoa; Chordata; Mammalia; Primates; Hylobatidae. The record is from RefSeq and is a predicted model, not a curated record. Gene Ontology annotation, cellular component: integrator complex. Gene Ontology annotation, biological process: snRNA processing.